This is a messenger RNA of Rattus norvegicus (Norway rat), 1293 nucleotides long. RefSeq names its product WAP four-disulfide core domain 1 (gene Wfdc1). Gene Ontology annotation, molecular function: peptidase inhibitor activity. The record is from RefSeq and is a predicted model, not a curated record. Lineage: Eukaryota; Metazoa; Chordata; Mammalia; Rodentia; Muridae. Gene Ontology annotation, cellular component: extracellular region.
UGGCUCAGCCCAUCCUAACUUGAGGCAGAGGAAGCCACAGCAGCAGCUCAAUAGUUACAGGGGAGUGGCAGGCCCCUCCCGGCCACGUCUUGGCUGGUGCCCCCUCCUCCCUCUGCCCGGCACUCGAGCCGUCCAGCUUGCAGCCACCCUAGUCACUGGAGCUGCAGGGCGGACUAAAAAUAACCUGGGCUGGCACCUGGACCCAGGGCACAGGUGCCAGCCGAGGGCAUAAGAUCCCAGAGACCCCGUGUGGAAGACCAAGCCUGCAGCAGGCAAAGCUCUGCUCCUCUCUCAGGCCCCACCCAGGCUAUCGUCCCUCCUCCCUUUUAACCCCUCUUGCCUCCUCUCCCCGGCCUGCAGAGGAGGUCACUCGUGCAGAAGGAAAGCCUGCCACCAGCCUCGGGAUGGGUAGCUGCGACAGGAAAGCCCUCUGGGCUCUGAGCUUCCUACUGCUGCUACUGGGCUCCAGCUCUGUUCAGGGCACUUGGGAGGCAAUGUUGCCGGUCAGGCUGGCUGAGAAGUCCCAAGCUGAAGAGGUUGCAGCAACAGGCUCCCGGCAGCCCCACGCAGACCGCUGCCCACCACCGCCACGGACGCUACCCCCGGGUGCCUGUCAGGCCACACGCUGCCAGUCUGACUCUGAGUGCCCACGACACAGACGCUGCUGUUACAACGGCUGUGCCUAUGCCUGCCUGGAGGCGGUGCCACCGCCACCAGUUCUAGACUGGCUGGUGCAGCCCAAACCACGGUGGCUUGGUGGCAAUGGCUGGCUGCUGGAUGGUCCGGAGGAAGUGUUACAAGCAGAGGCCUGCAGCACCACUGAGGAUGGGGCAGAGCCACUCCUCUGUCCCUCAGGCUAUGAGUGCCACAUCCUGCAGCCAGGGGAUGCGGCCCAGGGCAUACCCAACCAUGGACGGUGUGUUAAGCAACGUCGACAAGCAGAGGGGCGGGUCCUGCGACAGAAGCUUCACAAGGAGUACCCAGAAGGUGACUCCAAGUAUGUGGCAGAGCCUGGGAAGGGACAACAGAGGCACUUUCCAUGAAGUGGAGACUGGCUGAACGGGACUCCAGAGCUCCUGGGAAACGGGACUUCAGACUCCCAACCCCAGAGUGGCCCAGCCUGGUGCGGCGGUAACUUGGCGGAAGCCCCUGACCACCUCUGGGUCCCCGCUCAGCAUCCUUGUCACAGGAACCCGCAGCUUCUAGGUGACUUUUGCAGAUUUUGCCUGCAGAAGGCAUAUAUUCAUCUCUUUUUUUCCCCGAAUAAAUCUGCCCACCAUGUAGCAGAAAUAA